AUGAUGCGAGAGACUUUUAAGCCUGCUGCAUCUAAGAAAAAGCCAAUCUCCAGCCGAGUAGUGAAGAAAGACACAUCGUCACUCAGCACGAGACUUCAACAGGCAGAGGACCUUGUGAAAGAGCGCCUUAUGCUCCACCAGCCUGUACCAGAUCAACACUUCCCCAGAGGUCUGGUGCUCUCAGUGAUGAAGCGCCUGGUGGAUGAGAGACUCGGUGCCAUGGAGUACAGCCCGGCAUGUUCGGCCGUUGCCACAGAUCUGUCCGAAUCCAUUAAAGAGGCAGUGAAAAGCCUCUCCAGCGGACGCUAUAAACUCAUCUGCUGUGUGGCCAUCGGGCAGCUUCACAACUCUGCUGUUUCCUGCUCGAGCCGCAGCAUCUGGAAUCCAGACACAGACACCUUCACAGAGUACCUGUUUAAAAACCAGCAUCUGUUCACGUUGUGCGUUCUCUUCGCCGUGUACCAAGAGUAG
Molecule: messenger RNA, 471 nt
Organism: Ictalurus punctatus (channel catfish)
Lineage: Eukaryota; Metazoa; Chordata; Actinopteri; Siluriformes; Ictaluridae
Product: dynein light chain Tctex-type 5
Exons: 3
Coding region: 1-471 (156 amino acids)
Biological process (GO): microtubule-based movement
Cellular component (GO): cytoplasmic dynein complex; cytoplasm
Molecular function (GO): dynein intermediate chain binding
Source: RefSeq, a predicted model, not a curated record